Messenger RNA from Fusarium keratoplasticum, 936 nucleotides. Its product is annotated as NmrA domain-containing protein. NCBI's taxonomy places the organism in Eukaryota, Fungi, Ascomycota, Sordariomycetes, Hypocreales, Nectriaceae. The transcript is spliced from 4 exons. The coding region runs from base 1 to 936 and encodes 311 amino acids. The record is from RefSeq and is a predicted model, not a curated record.
AUGGCUAUCGUCGCUGUUGCCGGAGGCACUGGAGGCAUUGGUAAGAGUGUACUAGAGCAUCUGCAGCAUUAUGGUUCCCACCACAAAAUCUUCCUCCUCGGUCGCAAGACUCCAACCGAGCCCCUUCCCAGGUCUCCGACAUUUCUCGAGUUCAACUAUGCAGAUGUUAGCUCGCUGGUCACCACCCUGCAGGAUUAUGCAGUCGACACAGUGAUUUCUACCAUCAACCUCGAGACCGAUGCUGGCAGCCAGUCGCAGCUCAACCUCAUUGCUGCGGCUGACAAGUGUCAGACUACUCGGCGCUUUAUUCCGAGCAAGUUUGUUUCGCAGCUUGACGAAGAUGACGCCAACUCGGGACCUGGAAUUGGUGGCUGGAUCCCCAAUGCCCGAGCACUGAAGAAGACAAGCCUCGGGUAUAUCCGCAUCUCGAUCGGCUUCUUCUCGGACUACUGGGGCAUGUCUCAUAUCAAGAGUAACCUGAAGCCGUUCCCGUUCUUCAUCGACGUGGAGAACGGAAAAGCUAUGGUUUUUGACACUGGUCAGGACAAAUUCACUGUUACAUACAGUGAAGAUCUCGCCCGUAUGAUCGUUCGACUCCUGGAUGCGGAAGAAAAGUGGCUCCCAGUUGCCUUCUUGUCUGGCUUGGACAUCUCUCUUAAUGAGGUUAUCGCAAGUGUCGAGGAGGUCCGCGGCUCCAAGAUCGACGUGACCUACGACUCUGCCGAAAAGCUGGCUAAGGGAGAGGUGGCGCUUCUGUUCCCUUCGGAAGAGGUUAACGAGGGCGAGUUUAAGGCCCUGCUGGCGGGGGUGUGCCGGAUGAUCAUUUCUGGGGCGUAUGUCCUGCCCGAUGACGAUCGUAGACUCAGCAAGAUGUUCCCCGAGAUCCCCCUCACCUCUGCAGAGGAUGUUAUCGCCAAGGCCUGGACCGGCAAAUGA